Molecule: messenger RNA, 2167 nt
Organism: Rhopalosiphum maidis (corn leaf aphid)
Lineage: Eukaryota; Metazoa; Arthropoda; Insecta; Hemiptera; Aphididae
Exons: 15
Coding region: 288-2045 (585 amino acids)
Source: RefSeq, a predicted model, not a curated record
GGUCAUUCGCUGAUAAAAUGACGACGACUACGACACUGUCUACUAUACGCGUACCGUCAGUUUCCGAGGCGUAGGCAUUAGUAGUAGUAUUAUCACCGUAAAUAUUUUCGAACACCGUUUCGAUUUUUUAAACAGCGACUCGGUCUCCCGCUGCUCUCGUAAAACAUCGCAGUCGCCCAGGAACCUCAGUCGAGUACCCGCCACGAUCUGCGUCGUUCCAAGACCAUGACGCGGCCCAGAACCGCGCGGAAGAGUUGCCUGUGAUUCCGAUUUUAUGAAAAAAAAAUAUGAAUUCAGAUUAUAAGUGGAGAGAGCAAACAACACAAGCAUCAUCAAGACUGAAUGGCCAAAAAAUAAGAGAUUCUGGUGAAAAUGAACCAAACAUUAAUAACUUUGUUCGCAAACAUCAACGCAAUCUAUCAUUACCCGUCAACAAUGUUUUUCAGUCAACAACGACAAAAGCUGAUACUGUAUCUUUAACUACAAUGUCUAAUUCUAAAGGCAACGGAGUAUCUUAUUCUAGUCCAGUUCACAACAAUUACCUAGAAUCCAAUGACUGUGAUGAUUCCUCUUCUAAUAGUGAUACUGGUAGUACAGGUACUUACAUUAUUGAAAGAAAUGAUACAUCUAAUGAUAACAAAUCUGAACAAUCACCCGAUUAUGACGGUAGUGUUGAUGAUUUUAAAAAGUCAAAUUCAAUGGUUAAGAAAUUACGGUCUAGUUGGGUCAAUGAAUGGCAUUCAAAAUUGAAUCAAAAUAAAUCAUCUCUUUCAAGCCCAAAACCUUUACUAAAAUCAGACAUCAAACCUAAUUCACCAAUUUUAAUGAAACAUAUGAGGAAAUCAAAUAUCCCGUUGCCAAAUGCAUCUAGUAUAAAAGACUUAAGUGAAAAUAGUGCUAAGAGUAUUAACAGUGAUGACGAUACCAGAUUAUUUUUAAAAGAUGCUGAGAACUGUGUUUCUAUGCUAGAAGCUAAAGUUGAAAAAACUGGUCACACUGCUAUUCAAUAUAAUCGAACUUUUAACUUGCGUCGUGAUAGAUUUGCAAAAUUGCAACAAGAUACAAAUAAAAAAAUUGUAGAUUCCAAGACUGUCAAUGAUAAAUCUAACUUAUACAAGCCUUCAAGCCAAAAUUUAAGUUCAUCUUUGUCGAGAGUUGACUGUGGACGUUAUAGUUUAAGAACAUCCAGAGUGCCUCAACCAAAUUCAUCACCAUUGUUGUCUGCUCGUAAAAAUUUAUCAUCAAAAAAAAAGUGGAACUCGAGUAUACUUUGCAACAAAGUUCAAACUCCAAAUAAAGAAACAGAAUUGGAAAAUUGGAAGCGACGUAAAAACUAUGACCCAUUAAAAGCGGCUGCUCAAGGAAAGAAAAAAGAUCAUCAAAAACCGUCAUCUUCCAAGGAAAAAAGUGUUGAAAACUCUGGUAAUCCGGUAUUGAGGUCAGCAUCUUUUCAUGGUCGAGACGGGUUUUCUCAAGAAGAUGAUAGUGAUGGUUGGGAACAAAAGAGUUUACAUUUCUAUGAUCAUGUUGAUGAUUGGCAUAAAUUACCACAACCGCCUGCUACAUCCAGAGAUCAUUCACCUCCACCAUCUAAAAACGAAAAUCUUUCUUCAUCAGCAAAUUCAUCACUGGCUAUGUUGCCUACUCUGAUAUCGGCACAUAAUGGCUCCCCUACAUUUUUGCAUAAAUCAUUGUCUGCAUUUAAUAGCUCUACAAGUUCUUCUCUUGAUGUCAGUUCAAUGCCAGAUGCUUUAUUUGACGACAAAGAUACCUUAGAUAUGGUUCAGUUAUCAUAUAAAGCCAAAAAACGUGGUAUUGAACUUAUGAAGAGAAUAAGAAAAGAGUUACCAGAAUAUGAUGAUAUAAUACUUACUAGGGGUAUUGCAAGUAUAGAUAUAAUGGAUGAUUCGUUACAUAUUCCAAUGAAAUCAUGGGGUAUGUCAGUCUCGGCAACCAAUAUUAACUGUGUUGAUAAUAUAUUCAGAAUACUUGAAAACAUUUUAUUCAGAGACAAUGAUAGCAGAGAAAAUAAUUCAGACAAUUAAUCUCCAAAUAUUUUGUUAAGUUAAGUUAUUGUUUGUUUGUUUGUUUUUUUUUUAUAUAUUAUAAAGUUAUAUUACUGCAAUGCCAAAUUUACCGUGUGAUAAAAUACAAUAGUGUAAUAUUA